This is a messenger RNA of Musa acuminata subsp. malaccensis (wild Malaysian banana), 1282 nucleotides long. NCBI's taxonomy places the organism in Eukaryota, Viridiplantae, Streptophyta, Magnoliopsida, Zingiberales, Musaceae. The record is from RefSeq and is a predicted model, not a curated record.
GGGAAAAUCAGACAAUCGAAUGGGCUAUGCGUCUCAGGGUUGCAUUCUAUAUCGCGGAAGCUUUGGAAUAUUGUAGCAACGAGGGACGCCCAUUGUAUCAUGAUCUCAACGCAUAUAGAGUCCUUUUUGAUGAGGAUGGUGAUCCACGUCUUUCUUGUUUUGGUCUAAUGAAAAACAGUCGGGAUGGAAAAAGUUAUAGCACAAACCUAGCUUAUACACCACCAGAGUAUUUGAGAAAUGGGAGGGUGACACCAGAAAGUGUGAUAUUUAGCUUUGGUACUGUCCUCUUGGAUCUUCUCAGUGGAAAGCGCAUUCCCCCAACUCAUGCUCUUGACAUGAUAAGAGGGAAAAAUAGUUUGGUAUUGAUGGAUUCACACCUGGAGGGGAAUUUCUCUACAGAAGAGGCAACUACACUAGUUGACCUUGCUUCUCAGUGCUUGCAAUAUGAACCUAGGGAUCGGCCCAACACAAAGAAGCUGGUUGCUACUCUUGCAUCAUUGCAAAUCAAAUUAGAGGAGCCGUCUUAUGUUAUGCUGGGAAUACAAAAGCCUGAGGAAGCACCUGCCACACCACCCCACCCACUUUCCCCUAUGGGAGAAGCUUGCUCCAGAAUGGACCUCACUGCCAUCCAUCAGAUUUUAGUAAUGACACACUACAGAGAUGAUGAAGGAACUAAUGAGUUAUCAUUCCAAGAGUGGACGCAACAGAUGAGGGAUAUACUGGAUGCCAGAAAGAGGGGGGACUUUGCCUUUCGUGAUAAAGAUUUUAAGACGGCUAUUGAGUGUUACUCUCAGUUCUUAGAUGUUGGAACUAUGGUCUCACCUACGAUAUAUGCAAGACGAAGCCUGUGUCAUCUCAUGUGCGAUCAACCUGAUGCUGCACUGAGGGAUGCAAUGCAAGCACAAUGUGUCUAUCCAGAUUGGCCGACAGCAUUCUACAUGCAAGCAGUUGCUCUGGCCAAGCUAGACAUGCAGAGCGACGCCGCCGACAUGCUGCAUGAAGCCACGAUGCUCGAAGAGAAGAGGCAAAAAGGUGGGAAAGGUCCCUAAGAACGACAGUUCCAUCUCUUCCACUGACCUUUUUGUCGACGAGAGUUGUUGCGUCAAUGUAUUAUCCCAAGUUUCGCUCUCUGAUGACAUCGAUCCAUUUGGUGUGCCAUUUCUCUUGUAUCUUUCGGCACAAUGUACAUGCGGAUUCGGCUUAAAGUAGACUGCAAUGUUUGUUUUAGGCAGUUUCUGUUUGUUCUAUCAUGGGAAUUACCUCAAAGAUGUUUCAUUGCAGC